Messenger RNA from Camelina sativa (false flax), 1064 nucleotides. RefSeq lists its product as uncharacterized. Gene Ontology annotation, molecular function: metal ion binding. NCBI's taxonomy places the organism in Eukaryota, Viridiplantae, Streptophyta, Magnoliopsida, Brassicales, Brassicaceae. The record is from RefSeq and is a predicted model, not a curated record.
GUGCCACUUAGUCGCUUAAUCACACGACCAACUUUACCCUUAAAAUCAAACAGACAGAAAGUGAGUGUUAUAGGGAGAAAAGAUAGACAAAAAAUACACAAAAGAUAGAAAGAAAGAGAGAAUGAGAAUUAGUGAUAUUUUUUGCUCUUCUCCGGCAUCAACCGCCGUACGAGCAAGUACACUUCGCCACGACGGAAAGGUCACUGGAGGCCGCAGAUCCUUUGAAAGCCACCGCCGGAGCCAAAACCCUAGUAAGAAUAAUGACAAAACCGUUCCUUGCUUCUCCUCUGAGAUGCCUUUGAUCCCUAUUCCUCGUCACAUGAGCUGUAGAAACUCCUUUGAAUCUUCAAGCGGGUUUCGUCGGAAGAUAGCUUCGGCUCAAGACGUCCAAAUUCGCCGUAAAAGCUCGGCUGACGUAAGUGACUUGAGGAGAUCAAGAAGUUCUUUGCUAAGUUCAUCGUCGAGGUAUCUUUUAAAGGAUCAUAAGUCUUUGAAAGAUGAUGAUAAGGACAACCUCUGGUUAUCAUCAUCUGAUCGUUCUAAGGAUUUGAUUCCUUUCCGUGACCGCCACGUCACUUCAUCUUCGUCUUCUUCUUCCUCGUCUUCUUCUUCUUCUUCCUCUUCUGUAACAAAUGUUUCAUCGCCGGCUACAUCCACUGAUGAUCAGGUUGUGGUUUUGAGGGUAUCGAUCCAUUGCAAGGGAUGUGAAGGGAAGGUUAGAAAGCAUAUCUCCAAAAUGGAAGGGGUGACGUCAUACACCAUUGAUUUGGCGACAAAGAAGGUUACGGUGGUCGGAAAGAUAACACCUGUGGGAGUAGUAGAAAGCAUCUCAAAGGUCAAAUUCGCUCAGCUUUGGCCUCUUUCCUCUUCUUCUCCUUCUCCUCCAUUUCCUCACAUUCCUAACUAUUCCCUCCUCAAAUCUUAAUUUUGUUCUCUUGUAAUUUAGUGUAAAACAUAUAUAUUGUCAUUAGACAUCUCUCAUGUUGUGUGAUUGGUAUCAAUGCGACAUUAAGGUGAUGUAGUUAACAUGCAUUUGUUUGAAGAAUAUGGUUUUGUUUUUAUUA